This is a messenger RNA of Xenia sp. Carnegie-2017, 2734 nucleotides long. RefSeq names its product vicilin-like seed storage protein At2g18540. Bases 250 to 1380 code for a protein of 376 amino acids. The transcript is spliced from 10 exons. The record is from RefSeq and is a predicted model, not a curated record. Lineage: Eukaryota; Metazoa; Cnidaria; Anthozoa; Malacalcyonacea; Xeniidae.
CAACAGAGACGAUGAAGAUAUUAUUUCUCGGUAGGCGGUGCUUAAUAAGCAAUUAAAGUAGAAUAUGAAGAAAUAAGUUUAAAGGCAAAUGCGCUUGGAGGUGCUCGAGUUAAAAGAUUAAACAUUUGCUGGUCUCUUUCGACGAGAUUGUGGUCUGAACUGGUGGUUGCUUCAUCAUCUACAUUCAUUAAAUUGCUAAAAUAUAAUAUUCUGCACUUUCCUAACAUUUUAAACCUGCAAAUUUGAAAGAUGAGUGACCGAAGAGCUAGACGAGGCGGAGAUGACGAUGAUGAUUUAGCCAAACAACGUGAAAAGCGCAGGCUUGAGCGUGAAGAACGGCGAAAGCAACGUGAUGUGGAAAAUAACGACGCUGAAGCUGAAAGGCAGCGACAGAGAGAAGAGAGACGAAGAAAAAGAGAAUCUGGAGAAGAUUCAAGCUCUGCAAGAUCUCGAAGGCAAGAAGAAGAGAUGAAAAAAAUGAAAGAGGAGGAAGAGCGAAAGAAAAAGGAACGAGAAGCUGAGGAAAGGAGACGAAAAGAGGCAGAAAAACAAGCACAAGAAGCAGAGGAAGAGGAAGAGGAAGAAGAAGAAGAGGAGGAGGAAGUAAAAGAGAAAGUAAAUGUUCAAAUUUCUCCAGCGAAGAAGAUUUCUACCGAUGGUCCUAAAACUGCCUUUCAUAAGAUUAAUGAUGACCGCAAACGUCGAAUCAUUGAUUCUUUGAUUGAUCGUCUGUAUGAGCUUGCUGAAGAACGAGAUGCCAAGAACAAGCCUGACAAUAAAAGUGCAACAUCUGGUGCAUCUAGUACAGAUAUGGCGUCUCUUGAUUUAAAAGUACGCUCACUGCGCACUCGUUUACGCAACGCAGAAAAUUGUACUGAAACUCUUGCGAAGCAAGAAAAAGAUUUAAAAGCAAAGAUUGAAGCCAACCAUCAAGAGGUUAAUCGUCUUCGUCAAGAGUUUGCUUCUGCAGAGGCAGAGUACAAUGAAGCAAUCAAGAAUGGUGCUGUUGUUCCCGCAGCUCCAAAACGAGGAAGGACUGGUGGUGCUGGAAAAGGUGCUGGCUUCUUUGACAUUGUUAAGAAAGCCCAAUCAUCUCUUUGGGAGGAUAAAUUCGAGGCAUUUAAAGCAAAGCAACGUGGAACUGCACCAAGCCAACCAAUGUGGGUUAACAAUCUACGCAAGAGUGACAACAAAAUUGGAACAACGGUGAUGAAACGUGAUGAUCCUGAGAAAAAGAAACAUGAAAAAGCAUCAUGGCAGAAUCAAAACAAGCUUCAUAAAGCAGUCAUUGAUCCAAGGGCAAAGAAAGAAAUAGAACCUGCAGGUGCAAAAAAGCCCGCAUGGUCUGGUGUGUCAUUGAAAAAAGCUGAAAAGAAGUAAAUGGACAAUGGUGAUUUUGAAUUUAUUUCAAGCAUUGCACAUUCAAAAAAUUGAAGAGUAGGAGGAAAUCAUAUCAAAAAAUAAAACCUUUUAAAUUUAUGCUCAGUUCGUUAAAGUUAUUUAGAUUCCAUGCAAAAACCUCGUUUUUUUCGGAUGAACUUUUGCAACUUUUACAUUUGUACAAAUAUCUGGCACUUUAACUUUAGGCACUUUUCUUUGGCUUGAUAAAAAGUACUAAUAGAGUAGGAGCAGAUAUUUUUUGUAGGCAUCUGAAAAGGUCUAGUUUUGCGUUCUUCUUGUUAAGACUUUUGUUUUGGCCAUGUUCAAAUGGGUCACGUCUUCUUGCACUAAAAAACACUGUGUUUUUUUGCAAUUCAAAAUUAUUGAGUUCUAAUACAAAUUUGUCGAAAGGUAUUUUCGAAUCUUCUUCCGAACGAGAGAAACCAUGCAUGCACAAAAGCAAGAAAAUUUAAAUUUCAAAAUGUUAUAAUGCAUUGCUAACCUAAAUUGCAAAAUAUGUUUGUUGUUGCUGCACUACAAAGUCAGCUGCAGUUGUGAAUAGCAAAAAAGCUACGAGAAAAACUGGAAAAGAAAGUGCUGCCUAAUUUCAGUGGUUAUUCACAGAUAAAGAGAUAGAUUUUUCUUCUUUGCUUCUGGUAUCUGUUGCACUCUGUGUUUAUAGAGCCAGUUUGUCAAAGUAGAUUGUUAAUUUCAUAAUUAUGGAGGUUUGCCGUUGAUGCUGAUGAAAAAACUUGCUUAGACUUUAGCAAAGCAAGAUUAGAGUGAGUUAGUGAACAAAUAUAGCACAUUUGCGAAUAUCUGUUCAUCAGAAAUAUGAGACAUUUUUCUUCCAUCCGGACGGUUAAUAUAUGUCAUGUCAUAUUGCGCUAAAAAACUCUGUGCUAUUAGCAAUUCGUAAUUAGUGAGUUCUAAUAUAAAUUUAAAAAAGGUAUAGUUAGGAAUCCUUUUCCUAACGAAACAAAUAAUGCAUGCACAAACGCAAGGGAGAAUUUAAAUUUGAAAAGGUGAAUUUUUUUUUUGCAAGAAUGUAUCUACAAGCAUUUGUUAACACUGUUUUUGUGUCUUUCUCAUAUAAUAAGUAAUAUAAAUGAUGUGAGGAAAAGAAUCUCUGCUAACGUGGAUGUCUAAAAAUUAUCAACAUUAUUAAUGGUUGUAUCAUAUUGUUAUUUAUUCAAUUUCUCUUAACUAACAUUUUCUUGUUGUUAAUGAAAUUAGUAUGUAGGAAUGGACUAUUACAAGCACAGUGCACCCUAUUACUCAGAAUUUAUAAUGUCAUUUGCAUGCAGUUUUAGCUAACGUAAAAGUUAAAUAAAUUAACUGUUUCUUUCUGUUA